Messenger RNA from Actinia tenebrosa (Australian red waratah sea anemone), 2358 nucleotides. Its product is annotated as glutathione S-transferase theta-1. Gene Ontology annotation, biological process: glutathione metabolic process. Gene Ontology annotation, molecular function: glutathione transferase activity. Lineage: Eukaryota; Metazoa; Cnidaria; Anthozoa; Actiniaria; Actiniidae. The record is from RefSeq and is a predicted model, not a curated record.
AAGAGAAGAAAACAAAAUGGCGCCUCCUUUGACUUUCUAUCUUCGGAAAGACUGCGUUGAAUGUCGUGUUGUAUGGCUUUAUAUGAUAAGGAACAAGAUUACGUUCACUAUGGUUGAUAUAGAUGAUGCUCGUCCAGUUGGUUUUGCUGGGAUGAGCCCUCUAGGGUCAGUGCCGAUGAUAAUAGAUGAUAAAAAUACCAUAACAGGAUGUCUUGCGAUUGUAAUGUACCUAGCUGAAAAAUAUACCGGCUUCUCAGGGUUCGGCCAGACACCUGAGGUGAGAGCAAGAAUUGAGUCUAUUAUCUGCUGGGCAGCAACUGCUUUAACCAGAGAUGUUGCACAUAAUUACGUCUACCCAUCACUCCAACGGCAAGAGGACUCCCUCCCUGGAGAAUCCAACAUUUCACUCAUCAGCUUCGGCAAGUCAGAGGUCAUGUUCCACCUCAACACCUUGGAAAACCAAUACCUCUCCAAAUCUCCAUUUCUGUCUUGCGAUCGAGAGACAUUUGCCGACAGCUGGGUGACUGUAGUUCUGUCGCUGCUUGAAUUUGCGUCUUUCGAUUUUUCUCCAUGGCCCAAGGUCAAGGCAUGGAUGAAUAAUGUGAAAGCUAACUGUGAUUAUGUCAAUGUGAGCCACACCCAUGAAGAAAAAGCCAGGCAGUUUUGCUAUGGGUUUAAUAAGAGCAUUGGGGAUGUGAGGUCUGUUUGAUGGGGACUGUCAAAUAUAUCUUUGUGGCAAUAGGAAGCCAUUUAGUUGCUCAUAAUAAGAUGCCAUUAAAGUGUCAUGGAAUAGGAGACAAAUAGGAAGCCAUUUGGACGUUCAUAAUGAGAUGCCAUUUAAGUGUCAUGGAAUAGGAGAAAAAUAGGAAGCCAUUUGGACAUCCAUAAUGAGAUGCCAUUUAAUUGUCAUGGAUAAGGAGAAAAAUAGGAAGCCAUUUGGAUGUUCAUAAUGAUAUGCCAUUUAAGUGUCAUAGAAUAGGAGAACAAUAGGAAGCCUUUUGGAUGUUCAUAUUGCAACAGUGGGAAGCCAUUUCAGUGCAAGAGCUAGAAGUAUUGGAACAUUGGGAAGCCAUUUCAGUGCAAAAGCUAGAAGUAUUGAAACAUUGGGAAGCCAUUUCAGUGCAAAAGCUAGAAGUAUUGAAACAUUGGGAAGCCAUUUCUGUGCAAGAACUAGGAGUAAUGAAACAUUAGCUGUCAUAAUCAGGUUCAAAUAUGCAAUAGGAAUCCAGAUGCAAUCAAAAGAUAGAAUAAUUUUUAUUUAAUUAUCCAAAUAUCAAAAUACAAAAUGGUCUUAGCUUUCAGAUUAGACAUGCAAUAUUUUGUUUGAAACAAAUGUGAAUUCUAAGUGUUUUUUUUUUUCAUUCCUACUCAUUUGACUUUCCAUGACUAUAGUGGCUUUACAAUUUACCUUAUGAAACACCCAGUUUUUAUUGCCAUCACUAUGUGAUGUCCCCCAUCACCUCCGCAAUAACGAAUUAACCUUAUUUAGUGUUGUUUACAACUACAGUUCACGCACUAAAAAUAAUCCUUAUCUUAUGCUUCUACACCUCAGGCAACUCCAAUCAUGGCACAAUUUCUCUUGUUUUGGCUUCUGUCUGAGAAACCAGGAUGUCUUUAGAAGUUGUUGAGGUUACAGAAAUAUAUAAAUCACACGAAAAUUAGCCAGAAAUUCUAACAAAUGUUAGCUAAUAUUGAACUCUAAAUGGCAAUAAAAAAAUAAUAAGAACUAUAGAACUAUAAAACAGAACGUGAUUGGCUGUCCUCAUGUUUUUACAACACAGAAACAGUCAAAAUUACUGUAACAAAUGGAAAGUAACAAAUGGAAAGUAUUUUUUUCUAUAUUUUGGAGGUAGUUUGCAAUCCUGAAUGAAACGGCAUAGGGCUUUUCUGAGUUAUAAACAAGAUGCAUUGCACUCCAGCUUCAGUACAAACAUCUUUUGUUCGUUGUCUUAUGCAGAGUUGUCCGCACCCAAGCUAGACCAGAAUGCACCGUUUAUCAAACUCAAAGAACCUAUUUGUUUUAUUCACCUGGAAAUAACUUACAUCAAACUACUUCAAUUAUUCUCAUAAUUAAUGAAUACAUUAUUCAGGGUUUGUGCUACAUUUUCGUUACAAAAUUCAAGGACUUUUUAAGCACUUUUCAAGCACAAAAAUUCGAUUUUCAAGGACAAAGUUUUUUGUAUUAGAACGUGGUUUAAGCAUUGAUUCAAUGUUACAGUGCAGCUAAUUCAGCCGGGGCCACUAGCUGAGAAAAACAGAAUUUUAAUAUACGCAUUCUUACCAAAAGUACCCAGAUAUUCAGCUAGGCUAUUUACGAAAUAUACGCAAACUCUUCAAUGAGCAAUUAGUGGAUUUAGC